AUGUUGGAUAUAAAGCUCGGCGCAAGUCCGAACAAUCCCUACGCCUGGGAUUUCCCCGACGAAGAUGGGAGGUUUCCGAGUGAACCGUUCGAUGAAUUGGGGUCCAUCAGUUUUGUGCUGCAUUGCAACUAUAUUGCAGCAACACUUAUUGGAGGGGUGUUGUCGUUUUCGCUGCUGUAUUUGGUCAUCUUCCAUACUCAUGGAGCGUUGCGAAGUUAUCGAAAGAUUUUGUUGCUCUGCUCGUUCACCGACAUCUCUUAUUGGGCGGUGGACAAUAUUAUUCAGACGGUAGGCAUUUAACCUUAUUCUCUUAUUUGAUAUUUAUAUAACCAUACGGCUGCAGAGUCUUAUGCCGGUCCUCAUUGGCAAUCACAAAAAAAAGAAAAACUUGUCCGCUUUCCGAGAAAUCUGAAGCUUACAGGCGGCUAACCUAUUUACUUAUAUACUUUUCUGUAUUUGAGCGCCCGCUUGUGAAGAAUUCCGCUAUGAACAUAAACUCUGAAGAAUUGUAUAUCCCCCAUAUCACCUAAAAGAUAACGAACACUCUAUCGCAACAAAAAUCGCAUAGCCGCCGAAAAAAUGAAUUGUCCAAAUUGUCUUCCACUUCAGCACAACGACAUUGUGUUUAUUAUUUUCCCGACAGACUGAUGAUGACCAUAAAGGGAAGCCGGUGUUAUCCUUCGCCAAAAAGCGGCUAAAAAAAUAGAAGCAUUUUUUAAACAUAACCAAAAAGUCAUUUUACAUUGCUUUAGGCAAUUUUCGAGGAAGGCUACCUUGGUUAUUUUCCAGUUAAAUUCCAUCAAUAAAUCAUCAAUUUCUAACACUUUGAUAAUUUAUUUUUCACAUGCAGCAGUUCUUCUCGCAAUCUCCCAAAAAAAUAUUAUUUUCAGAAGCUAAAAGAAAAGGACGGAGUUUUCAUGGUAGCCAUGGAAGGUCCUAUCAAACAUUGCAGCUACCAAUCUCGUCUGAUCUUCCUCUCGAUAUACAUUGGCUUAAUUUCAAUGGUGAAUAGCGUACUUCCGGCGCAGGUCUACUUUCGCUACUACGCGUUGACACGGUAUGAAGUGCUGUGGAUAUUCCAACGGCUUUUUUCAGAACACAACCGUUGACUACGGCAAAGACGAUUGGUUUGUUUUCGGUUUCGGUGGGCGUUUCCGUUGUCUGCUCCAUUCUUUCCUUCUUUGGGUAUGGAGGCUCAGCGGGCGUUCGACCGGAUUACAAUUACGGAGAGUUGUGGUACCGGGAGGUUCCGUUGCCGCCGGUCUUCUACGCGGAUGUGGUAAGCUCUACAGAGGCUUGUCCGUAAAUGCCAGGCCUUUUAAGAAACCAAAAAGCCAGCCUGUUCUUGUUUGUAGCUAAAAAAUUCUAACGACCUGACUUCAAACUCUUAACUUUUGCCCCUUUGACACAGUACAUCCUAUAAUCACACAUAUAUUACGAAGUGUUCCAAGAAUUAUGGAAAAAAAAAACUAUUCAUUAAUAACUCUGUGCUCGGUGGUCCAAUUCGAUUUUUUUUUUUGCAUUUUGCAGAAAAACAUCGGAGUUUUUAGAAUCAAAAAAAUUUUCUUUUAUCGGCGGAGACUUCCGUAAUCCGCCUUGAAUUCGGCGGAGUGUUUUUUUUCACAAAUGAGGCUGUAGAAGUGCGUUAAUUUUUUCCGCCGAUUUCUCCGCCGAAUUGUCUUUAUUUCUUCUCCCAGUCGGUCAAACACGUCGGUCAAAUAAGUCGUAUUUAGGCGCCAUGCCACCAGGGAUACCAUACGUUUUGGUUUUAGCCAAUUUUGACUCCCCAAAGUCGAAGAAAAAUCGUCCGCCGAGAUUGAAAAAUGUCUCCGCCGAAUCACAAAGAUUUGAAAUUAUAUCAGCCCCCAUAUAACGUCGGAGGCGCUGGGAGAAGGAGGGAGGUGGUCACCAAUCCAAAGUAAGAAGAGUAUAGGGUUUAUUGAGACGAAAUGAAGCACACACACACGACCGGAAUCCGGAGACAGAAAUUAAAUGAUAUUGGGAUUGUCUGUUGUAUUUAUUAUACCUCCGAGUUUAUUGAAAUUUCCUGGGAACUUGGGUUAGAACCCAACAAAAGGUUAUAUUGUAUCCUCUGAAACUUAAUGAAUAGUUUUUUCCAUAAUUCUUGGAACACCCUGUACCAAAAAUAUAAAAAAUGUGUGUACACUGUUUUCAGCGCUCCCAAAUACAAAAGGUCUACUUCUUCUAUGGCGGCGCUUUAGUCGCGUUAUCCUACCUUAUCGCCAUUGUAAUUGGAUAUAAGACCAUGAAGACAAUACGACGAUCGUACGUUUCGUUUUCCGGCAAAACGAGGCGACUUCAAGCUCAGCUCACCCAGUACCUCAUCGUGCAGGUAAGCAUUGGAGAAGCUGAAACCUAUUGCAGUCCGUCAUUCCACUGCUCGUCUCCGUCGUUCCAAUGAUGCUGCUGGUAGUCCCUCAAUACUUCUACAUUGACACUGGAAGAGCUUGCUUGUUUUACUCGGUGGCGUUCAGUUGGAUUCCAAUUAUCAAUCCGCUUAUAACAAUGGCUGUCAUCAUACCAUAUCGACGUUUGAUAUUGAGCAAGCUGUGCUGUGCAAAGCGGUCGUAUCAAGUCGACAGCACCGGACAUUUCUUUUCACGAUCCAACUAA
Bursaphelenchus xylophilus (pine wood nematode) is the source of this 2634-nucleotide messenger RNA. The record is from the annotation of a GenBank genome assembly. NCBI's taxonomy places the organism in Eukaryota, Metazoa, Nematoda, Chromadorea, Rhabditida, Aphelenchoididae.